AGUAAAAAAAAAAAAAAGUUUCAGUUUUCAUCGCUCUUGACUUGCCGUACUUUUCCGAAGUGUUUCUAAACAGAGGAAGUUAGAAGGAAGACAUCGACCCUUUUAACCACUUGAUGCUAGCUAUUUUUAUCAGAUUUUUUUUUUAACGUAUUGGAAUAAUAUCUGCGAAUAUUACUGUCAGACCAAGACUGACGUUAAUGUAACAUUGUCAACACAAAAAUAUUUUUUGUUGGUUGCUGUGCCGAUGAGAAUCUAAAACUGGCUAGCAACUUAGGCUAAUGUUAGUCACGAACGGGAUCAUCAUUUGAGAUUUAUCUGCCAGUGAAGUAGCCAGCGUCUUGGCUAAAUAUUGAAUAAUUUCUGUGACUAUGGCGGAUGGAGCGGGGCUAAAUUCAUUUACCUCCAGGGUUACAAAAAGAGUUAGCAAUGUGAAUGCUGUCCCUGCAGCCGCAAACAUGCGACGGAAAAGUCGACAACAAAGUCAAAGGCGUACCACUCACAACAGGGUGGUUCUGGAGCGAGUCCUGGGCAUCACCACCUCUAACAGCAGUGGACUGGCCUGUGACCCCAACACUGGCCUGGUGGCCUACCCUGCAGGGUGUGUUGUUGUGAUCCUACACCCAAAGAAGAACAAACAGACCCACAUCCUCAACACUUCAAGAAAAACCAUCACUGCCUUGGCCUUCUCUCAGGAUGGAAAGUAUUUGGUCACUGGUGAGAGUGGUCACAUGCCCUGUGUGCGGGUUUGGGACGUGGUCGAGCAGGCCCAGGUGGCAGAGGUACAGUGCCAUAAGUACGGGGUGGCCUGUGUGGCCUUCUCAACCAACAGCAGCUACAUCGUGUCAGUAGGCUACCAGCACGAUAUGACCGUCAGCGUCUGGGAGUGGAGGAAGGGGACGGUGAUAGCGUCCAACAAAGUGUCUAGCAGAGUUCUGUCCGUCUCGUUCUCCGAAGACAACAGCUACUUCGUCACGGCAGGAAACCGACACGUCAAGUUCUGGUACCUAGACGCCUCUAAAGAAAGACGGGUGAACAGCACGGUGCCUCUGAUUGGCCGAUCGGGAUUGCUAGGGGAUCAGAGGAACAGCAUGUUCUGUGGUCUGUCGUGUGGGCGGGGCAACAUGGCCAGCAGCACCUAUUGCAUCACUUCCUCUGGCCUGCUGUGUCAGUUCAACAGCAGGAGAAUGUUGGAUGCCUGGGUGGACCUCAAGACCACCUCUGCUCGCUGUCUGUCGGUGAACGAAGUGUUUAUCUUCUGUGGCUGUGCAGAUGGUACCGUCCGACUCUUCAGCCCCCAGAACCUUCAUUACAUCACCACAUUGCACCGGCCACACUGCCUGGGAGUGGACAUCACACAGGGCCUUCAGCCAGGGCAUCUGUUUGUUGCCGACCCCAAGGCAGAAUACCCAGACACCCUAGCCUUGACCUUUGACCCUGUAACCCGUCACCUGACCUGUGUGUACAACGACCACAGCGUGUAUGUCUGGGACGUCCGUGACAUCAAGAAUGUAGGGAAGGUCUACUCUGCCCUCUACCACAGCGGCUGUGUAUGGAGUCUAGAGACAUACCCUGACAUGGAUCUGUCCCGUUCCUGUCUGCCUCCUGGGUCUUUCCUCACCUGCUCUUCAGACAACACCAUCCGGCUGUGGCACAGCGACCCGGGACUGGUGCAGGGAACCGGCUGCCUCCGUAACGUCUACAGCCACGAUCUGUUGAGGAUUGUUUACGUGGGGGAGGACACUCAACAUCUUCAGACGGAGGGGGAGAGAGGAGAGGGGGGUGGAAUGGACGCUAAGUCAGGGAUCAGAGUCCUAGGGGUCAGUCCUGAUGGACAACAUCUGGCAGCUGGAGACCGCAACGGAAACGUACAUAUAUUUGGUCUACAGUUCAUGGAUCAGCUGCAGAAGAUUGAAGCCCACGACUCUGAGGUGCUGUGUCUGGAGUUCUCCCCUGCAGAGACGGGUCUUCACCUGCUGGCGUCGGCCAGUCGAGACCGUCUGAUCCACAUCUUCAACAUGGAGAGGAACUACAGUCUGGAGCAGACCGUCUAUGACCACUCUGCCUCCAUCACCGCUAUCAAGUUCACUGGUGUCAGCCCAGAGGUCCUCAUGGUGAGCUGUGGUGCUGAUAAGAGUAUCUACUUCCGCACCGCUGAACAGUCUUCGGAGGGGCUGAACUUUGCCCGUAGUCACCACGUAGUAGAGAAGACCACUUUGUAUGAUAUGGACCUGGACGCUACUCACACACACACCGCCAUCGCCUGCCAGGACAGGAAUAUCAGAGUGUACAACGUGAAGAGUGGCAAGCUGAAGAAGUGUUUCAAAGGUUCUACAAGUGACGAAGGAACGCUGCUGAAGGUUCAGAUGGACCCCGCUGGGAUCUACCUAGCAACAAGCUGCUCUGACAAGAGCAUCUGUAUCUUUGACUAUGAGUCAGGAGAGUGUGUGGCCACCUUGUUCGGUCACUCAGAGAUUGUAACUGGUAUGAGGUUCAGCCAGGACUGCAGACACCUCAUCACCAUAUCUGGAGACAGCUGUGUGUUCCUGUGGAGGCUGGACUCCCAGAUGACUAACUCGAUGAGGAAGAGACUGGCUGAGAGGAAACAGACAGCUGGAGUGACGACUACUGCCAAAGCCCCGACCAAGGAGCAUCUUAUCAGGAGAGAGACCUUCAUCACUGUGCCAUUGGGCCACCUCUCCCAGGCAGGAGAGGAAGAGGAGGAAGAUGAUCCCAGGACUCCUGCUAGAUGUGACAUCACUCAUGACGUCCUUGCUCUCGACCCCAUGGUGCCACAGACCAACGGCAAACUGCCCAUGUGGGCCAGGAAACUGGGUCCUGCCGCGGGCACCACUGCUCUCCCCGCCGAGCUCCUGCCAGCACACCUCCAGCCGCGCGGGCGCUGGGCAGAGCACCUCAACCCCCUGGCCAUCCGCUCUGUCCUGGAGACACACAGCCUGCAGCGCCCUCUCUCCCCCACCCCCCGCAGAGCAGAGGGACCGGGAGAGGAGGAGGAGGAUGAGGAGGAAGAAGAUCCAUACUUCCACCCUCAGAGCCUGGACAGCCUGCUUGGAGAGGAGGAGGAGGAAGAUGUGAUGGUGGUGGUGGUGGACAGCGAAGUAGUGGAGGAGGAAGAUGUGGUGGAGGACAGCGAAGUGGUGGUGGAGGAGGAAGAUGUCGACAGCGAAGACCAGGGUUCUGGGUCUCUUCAGAGGCCUGGGUUCCUGGCCCUACCGGACACCGACGACAUGUUUGGUCCAGGCCUCAGUAGCUACGUUCUUUACCCGGCUAACAGCACCACGCUGUCCACUGGAGGAGGAGAGUGUGAGUUUGGCCAGCAGCAUCAGCAGCAGCAGGGCUGGGGAGGAGAGGACGAGCUGAGUCCAGACAGCGCUUGUUGUGUUGGCUCUGCAGAGAGCCAAGACCAACCCCAGGAUGAUACUGACUCCCUGAGCCAGGUGAGUUCUACAGGUAGUUCUGGAGUGGAGGAAGAGGAGGAAGAUCCACAGACGCUCCUUAGACAACACUUUGACACCAUGGCCAACCACCUGAGCAACGAGGAGAAGUUUGAGACUGACCUGUCCAGUCUGCAGACUCCACCCAUGGAGACAGAGAGCCUCUUCCUCAACCCCAGAUUCAGCAUUUCUACACGCUUCCUGUCUCGUUUCCAGAGCCGACUCCGUGGUCCUGGUUCUGUCCUGUGUCCCGCUCCUCUCCCGCCCAGCAUCACUGAGGAGCCCAGCAGCCAGUCCUCUCCUGACCCCACCCCCGGCCUCAACACCACUCAGGCCAACUCAAAGCAGUCCGUCGUGAGCAUUACCACAGAAUCUGUUCAAGAGGAGAGCCAGGCCCCUGAUGUGACAGAUAAGACCCUGAGGUCUCAGUCUAGUGUUCCAUCAUCAUCCAGCUCCACCCUCAAACCCUCCCAGUCCGGCCUGGACAAGGAGCCCCUGACCCGGCUGCCUCGCCAGAGUUACAUGGGCACCACCACCAGCUCCAGAGCCAAGAGGUCCCAGGGUGAGGGCCUGAACAUCUCCCCGACUGAGGAGCACCCUGCUUGGGGGAAGAUCAUGGAGGCGAGAGCCUCAUCCCUCCAGGACCUCCAGAACAGUACAGACCCGGAGUGCAAGGAGAAUCUGCCGCCCCCUGUAGUCCAGCCCCCUGGAGUCCAGCCCCCUGUAUCCCACACCACCACCACUUCCUCAGUGGAGCCUCCUGCCAGCCAGCCUCCCUCCGUCCCUCCUUCUCCUGCGGGGAACCACAGAGCCAGAGCAGCUCUCCACCUGGACCUGGCUGUGCCCUCUGACCCCCCCACACUAACCUUCCCUCUGGCCUCCCACAAGUCCCAGAGGAGGUUUGGAGACUCGACCCGCCACGCCUUGGUCACCCCCACUGAGAUGCGUUCUCUGGGGAAGGAGGCGAAGAGGUGCCUCCGUAACAUGGAGGACAGCUUGGCGUCACGUGGAGGAUUAUCAGGGCUCUGCAGCAACCUGGCCCCGGCCUCCACCACCGCCACGUCUCCGGCCCCCACCACGGCCCCGGCCUCCACCACCGCCACGUCUCCGGCCCCCACCACGGCCCCGGCCUCCACCACGGCCACGUCUCCGGCCCCCACCACGGCCCCGGCCUCCACCACGGCCACGUCUCCGGCCCCCACCACGUCCCCAACCCCCCGUCUGUGCUCAACCCUCCCUCAGGCCCAGCUCACUGAGAGCCCCUCCCAUCUGCCCCAGCUGCAGCAGGCUAGCGACAGUCCCGUCUCUGGUUCUACCUGUUUUUUCCCUCUCCACGGUGACUCGGGUCUCCAUGGUGACCCUGUAGAGGAAACCCUGAACCUCCAGAUGUGUCACCAGGUAGCCAACGAGUUGCGGCACACCAUGAGAAGAGCCGUCACGUUCUACAACAAGGUCUGCUGCAUGACAGACAGCCCAGAGCAGCAGGGCCAGAUGUCGGCCAUUUUGAAAGAGGCCUUCUGUGUGGCGCAGACGGAGCUGGACUCUGUGUUUCCUUCAGGUCAGAGGUCAGCAGCAGGUCACAGCGCCCCCUGUCCCCCGGAGGACUCUCCAGGUCGCCAGCUGAGAGACGACCGGACCGUGGCGCUACUGGAGAAAUACUCUGAGAUGCUGCUGUUCAUCGCUGAGAAGAAGAUGGACAGUAGUUAGCUGACGGCGUUUUGACUAGAUGGGAUGCUCCGCUAAUGUCAGAAGUUACUUUUCGUAGCAGAUUAGGGGGUUCAGGUUAAGGUAAGGAAAAGUUUAUCCCUGACUCGACUCGAAUAUGCCCGUUUUAACAGACGUGACCCUAGCUGAUGGAGGAUGAGACAAGACGUCCUUACGUGAAGCAAAUAUUUACUAACCAGACGUGAGCAAUUGGAUGCUUUCACUUCCCACCAGACUGUUUCAAAAGCAUCCUGUCCCUUUUAUCCAACAGCACCUUUUUAAACCUGACCGGACGACUGUCUGUGUAUAUAUUAGAAUGUUUAUUUAGAUUUGUUUUAAACCUAUACUUGUAGUGAAAUGUUUAACACCGCAUUAGAGACUGACUGAAAUAAGUCACUGGUAAAUACAUGUUUCACAAUCUAGUUUAAAGUCUCCAACUUGUUUAAAAUCCUUUUUUUUUUUUUUUUUUUUUAGCUUUGUCUUAUUUUCCUCUUUAUCUUUUAAUGGAUGUUUUAUUUUAAUGUUUUCUUUCUUUAAUUGAAGCUCUUGUUUUGUUGUCUUUUUUUGUGUUUGGUAGCUGUUGUCAUUCUUUCGAUUUAUUUAGCUCUCAUUUGAUGAUCUGCUUGAAGUCGCUGCAGGGCCCGUAUCCACAAAAGCAUCUGAAAGUAGGAGUGCUGAUCUAGGAUCAGUUUAUCAUUUUAGAUGCAUUGUGGUUUUUUUUUUUUUAUGAAUACAACUACAUUAGACAGAUCCUAGAUCAGCAAUCCUCCUCUGGGAUGCUUUGUGGCUACGAGCCCAGGUCCUUAACCCAUUCUGUAUCUAACCUUGUAGCCAUGUAUCACUUUUAUUUAAAACGUGGAUCUAUUGAGCAUCAAAGCGGAGUCAUUCAGCCACAACCAAAGUGACCUGUUUUAAUCAGUGUUUACAUUUUUUAAACUCUCUUUUUGACCCUGUCCAGGUAUUUGUGCACUGGUUUAUGUUUGCUAGUUGAUAGAGAGAACUCAGUAUCCAAGCAGUCAAGUUGAAGUUCAGUAUUAGUUUUGGUUUCUGUUUGGUUUCUAUUGAGGUUGGAGCCAACAGACACUAGUGUUAAGGGCUCUAUUAUGUUAAACGCCUGUGGCAUCAGAUGGGUAUAAUAGUCGCACUGUCACCUGCAGUGUUUUGUACAGUCCCCGUGGUGUUUCACUGUGUACUUCAUGGUUUCUCGUGAAAUUGUUCAAUUUCAAUGUAAAUUAUUUGUAAUAUUUUACCUGUCUGCUUUUGCAUUCAUACAAAAUGUAUAUUUUACUAAGAGUUUGUAAUAAAGGUGUUUUACAUAUUG
Messenger RNA from Salvelinus fontinalis (brook trout), 6477 nucleotides. RefSeq names its product WD repeat domain 62 (gene wdr62). The record is from RefSeq and is a predicted model, not a curated record. NCBI's taxonomy places the organism in Eukaryota, Metazoa, Chordata, Actinopteri, Salmoniformes, Salmonidae. The transcript is spliced from 30 exons. The coding region runs from base 369 to 5159 and encodes 1596 amino acids. Gene Ontology annotation, molecular function: protein binding.